AUUUGCUUCAUACAAACAUUUCCAAUAUUURUGGAAGCUUGUGGAGCGUGCAGUGAAGACCAAGAUGAUACGGGUCACCAAUACCAAGGCCUCCAUAGCUGGCUCUGACAGAUUUCACACAUCCACGAAACUUCCUCCUAUUGAUGAGCUGUUCCUUUUUUUGAUGUACCUGUCCUUGGGCCAGCCACAACAAGAUCUUGCUGAAAGGUUUGGCAUUCACCGAACAACAGUAAGCAGGAUCAUCAACACGUGGGCCAACUUCCUCUACCAACUGCUUGGAAGCAAACGRCUCUGGUUGCCCAAAGAGGUGGUGCGUGCACGACUUCCGGCCGAGUUUGCUUCAUACCCUGACACCCAGGUAGUGCUUGACUGCACUGAGAUCUACUGUCAGACACCAUCAGAUCUCCUGUUGCAGAGUGAGGUGUUUUCUACUUACAAGUCCCACUCUACACUCAAGGCCAUGAUUGGCAUGGCACCUCAUGGUGCUAUCACAUUUGUCUCUGCCCUUUUUGCUGGAUCCAUGAGCGAUCGUGAGAUCUUCAAACAGUCAGGCAUUGUCAGGUUACUGCAGCCUGACAUGGCAAUAAUGGUUGACAAGGGCUUUCUAGUUGACAGUCUGGCUACUUGUAAAGUAUAUAGGCCAGCCUUCCUCUCAGGAAAAAAUCAGAUGAGCCCACAUGAUGUCCGUGAGACUCAAUCCAUUGCUCGGCUAAGGGUCCACGUAGAGCGCUGCAUCAGGAGAGUGAAGGAGAACAAACUUUUUGACCAUGUACUCCCGGUGUCUGUGUGUGGGAUCAUUGAUGAGCUCUUCAAUGUGGCUUGUUUCCUGGUCAAUUACCAGAAUGGACCCCUUGUGAAGGCAUGGGCUAAAUAAAGCAGUUGUUGUUAUCGAGGGCUGGUGUCUCUGAUUUAAGUAAUUUUAAUGAAAUAAUCCUGGCAUGUAUUUAUCAAACUUCUUAGAAUUACAUUUAAGAAUGCUGUUAAGAAUGUACCAAGUGUAAAAAAAUUAUUUGCAUAACACUGAGCCUAAAAGUCUUGUUUUGUCUUUUAUGAAAUUAACAGAUUUUGAA
This is a messenger RNA of Austrofundulus limnaeus, 1070 nucleotides long. RefSeq lists its product as uncharacterized. The record is from RefSeq and is a predicted model, not a curated record. NCBI's taxonomy places the organism in Eukaryota, Metazoa, Chordata, Actinopteri, Cyprinodontiformes, Rivulidae.